GCGGGGCUCCGGCCCCGUGCAGCCGGACGCUGCAGAGCGAGCAAACGCUUCUUUUCAGGGACUUUUAUUUGCGUCUCGGAGCUGAGAGCAGCUUCCAGUCCGGCUGCGCACGUUCGGACUAACUGAGUUUCCUUUUCAACGAGCUGGAAAAAGAGCGAGAGACGUUUCUCCCUGUUUGAGGAGGACGAGGAGCCGACAAAGCUACCUGAGAGGAUGAGGGGGAACCUGCGGGAAAUGGACCUGGGGGGCUCGACUGGUGGGGAGGAACAUGCCGCCGGGAUGUAAACACCAGCCGUCGAUCUCCAAUCCGAAGUGUUUUCCGUCGCCAUGGCGACGCCACGUGAGCGCUCCCUCCUGAUGUCUCACCUGGUCAUGCUCCUUCAGCUCCUCCUCCUCCUCCCCCCUCUCACCUGGUCCCUUCUUCCCCCGCCUCCUCACCCCGCGCCCGUGCACGUCCCCGCGCUCAUCCCUCGUGCACAGACGCCUCUCGUCCGCUCCCGCUUUAGCGCCCGGGCGCAGCUGGCCUUCACGACCCGCUGCAACUCCAGCUGCUUCCACCGAGGAGAGCGGGAGGAGCAGGCGGAGCGGCUCACGGAGAAGCUGGCCUUCGAGACGCUGUACGCGGACGGCUCACGCACCCUCACCACCGUGCGCGUGGAGGGCGACGAGGAGUCCGACGGAGACCCCCGGAGAGGUGGGCCGAGGGCGGGGUCCCGGCGCAAACGCGUGAGGAGGCAGAUCUACGGAGCGGACGGACGCUUCAACAUCCAAGGGGACCACUUCCUGUUGGAUUACCCGUUCUCCACGGCCGUGCGCAUCUCCACCGGCUGCACGGGUGUGCUCGUGUCCCGGCAGCACGUCCUCACGGCCGCCCACUGCGUGCACGACGGGAAGGAUUAUGUCAAGGGCGCGCGUAAACUCAGGGUGGGCUUCCUGAUCCCUCCGUCCAUCAACGGUACGCACGGCGGCCUCGCGUCUUCCAAGAGGCCUCUGGUGCGCUGGGUGCGCGUGAGACGCACCCGCGUGCCCAAGGGCUGGAUCCAGGGCCCUCAGGAGGUCAGCAUGGACUUCGAUUACGCCCUGCUGGAGCUGCGUUGGCCUCACCGACGUCCCUUCAUGCGCCUCUCCGUCACCCCGUCCUCCGAUGACCUGGGCGGGAAUCGCAUCCACUUUUCCGGCUUCGACAGCGACAGAUCCGGGGAGCUGGUGUACCGGUUCUGUGCCGUGGAAGAAGAGUCCAGCGACCUGAUAUACCAGCACUGCGACGCACGCCCCGGGGCCAGCGGCUCGGGGGUGUACGGGAGAGUGUGGGACAACCGUCUGGAGCGCUGGGAGAGAAAGGUCAUCGGCAUCUUCUCCGGACACCAGUGGCUGGAGAUAGAUGGAGAGAACCGGGAUUACAACGUGGCCGUGCGAAUCACUCCUCUGAAGUUCGCGCAGAUCUGUUACUGGGUGCAUGGAAACCGACUGGACUGCGUCCACGAUUAAGAGGGAACCUGUUAGAGCACAACGGGCACAAAGAAGAGUGCAGAUCAAACAGAAAGACACCCGUCGCACAAUCGUAGCCUGUAAUCUCCCCGGUGACCCUCCUGUGAGAUCACGACAUCUUUGCAUGACGUAUUAGCAUAUUAACGUAAACCACUUUCCACGGGGGGUGACAGGUGUUUGUGCGGUGAGUCAGUAGCACCAGAUUACUUUCCUCCAGUGGAUGACAGCAGUCCAAUGACGCUUUUCGCUUAAUGUGAUCUGCAUCGACACAAUACGAAACCGUUAAAAACCACUGAUGCCUCCCGACAUCACGCGCCUUUCAACGUGAACUGGAGUGUUAAGUUUAUUUUGAGAAAUGUUUGAUAUAUUUUAUUAAAGAGAUUUAUAACGGUU
Gasterosteus aculeatus aculeatus (three-spined stickleback) is the source of this 1881-nucleotide messenger RNA. It is a transcript of the gene prss23, whose product is annotated as serine protease 23. Lineage: Eukaryota; Metazoa; Chordata; Actinopteri; Perciformes; Gasterosteidae. The record is from RefSeq and is a predicted model, not a curated record. Gene Ontology annotation, biological process: proteolysis. Gene Ontology annotation, molecular function: serine-type endopeptidase activity.